Molecule: messenger RNA, 1948 nt
Organism: Chara braunii
Lineage: Eukaryota; Viridiplantae; Streptophyta; Charophyceae; Charales; Characeae
Source: the annotation of a GenBank genome assembly
CCGUAUUGUCGUGAAUCGAUCAGCACAGUCCACAUCACACUUUGACUUCUAUAUCUCUAUGUGAAACGCGGAGUUCUUUGUGUGACGCCAUCGUUCUCUUUCCCUCACGCUGAGUUCUUUGUGCGACGCCAUCGUUCCCUUUCCCUCGCUCUCAACGCGCUCGUGACCUCAUUUCCCUUUCCCUCGCACUCAACGCGCUCGUGACCUGAGUUCAGUCUCGCGUCUCGCUCCUCUGGUGUGUUGAAGAUUUUCGCGGUCAUUCCCACUCUGUGUUGCUGACGUCCUGUCCUCACUCUCCGCACUCACUCACCGAUCGCCGAUCGUUUGCCGGCACAGUCUCGAAAGCUUGCAGCUCCUUCGCACUACAGCAUCUCCCUUUCUGUCCAGCUUCCUUCGCCCACCAUGGCGCUGUCUCCGUUCUUCACCCGAGAUUUGAGUUUGUGGGCGAUGCCGGACUCCAUGCGGCAGAUGAUGUCGCUGGGCGACGAGAUGUUCCACACGCUGGACGAGCCCGGCCGCACGUUCAUGAGGGAAUCGCGUGCCAUGGCCAACACCGCGGUGGACGUGAAGGAGACGCCGACGGCGUACCAGUUCGUGGCAGACUUGCCGGGACUCAGUCGCGAGGAGGUGAAGGUGCAGCUGGAGAACGGCAACACGCUGGUCAUCAGCGGCGAGCGCCAUCGCGAGACGAAGACGGGUGAGGCUGGCGACAAGUACCAUCGGAUGGAACGCAGCACGGGCAAGUUCAUGCGCCGAUUCACACUGCCGGACAACGCGGAACUCGACAAAAUUGGCGCGCAGUGCAAAGAUGGCGUACUCACCGUGACGGUGCCCAAGAUGCCGCCGAAAGAACCAGAGCAGCCCAAAGUCGUCGACGUCCAGAUCAACUAGACGAUGGAUGUCUGCUGUCACAUUGGCGGAUAAUACUAAUACGAAGGUGUGGAAAUGGUGAUGCGGUGGGGAUGUCUAUUAUUGUCGUAGGAAGGACCCGAGCUCCAGGGCAACCUGAUCACUGUUUUGAUGCGUCCACUGGCAUUUCUCCCCGGGAGUUGGAGAGAUCGUCGUUAUCGUUCACACACACACACACACACAGAGAGAGAGAGAGAGAGAGAGAGAGAGAGAGAGAGAGAGAGAGAGAGAGAGAGAGAGAGAGAGAGAGAGAGAGANACAGAGAGAGAGAGAGAGAGAGAGAGAGAGAGAGAGAGAGAGAGAGAGAGAGAGAGAGAGAGAGAGAGAGAGAGAGACAGAGAGAGAGAGAGAGAGAGAGAAGCCAUCCAGUACGGCGUCUUCGGUUGGUAUUGCAGAGGGCGAGGGUCCACUUACCCCGAUGAUCAGUACGGGGGUAUUGGUUGGUAUUGCAGAGGGCGAGGGCCCACUUACCCCAAUGAUCUGAGGCCUGAACAGAGACAGAGAAAUCAGCAAUAAGGAUUCAGGAGUGUGGGCAAAUGGGGGCCAGACAGGGAUGACUGUUGUUGGGGGAAGAACGCAAUGAGCCUUGAAGGAGAGGCUCGUUGAUGUGAAUUUUGUUGUUGCUGCUGCCCUUUACCUAUUUGCGGAUUUGGUUAUAUUGAUUGUUCGGAAAGAUGCGCCAGGGGCAGUGCUACGAGUAGUACGAGAUGCAGUCUCCAGGUCAUUUCUAGAAGACUAUUCAAUAAAAAAAUUCCUUUCUCCUUCCUUCUGUUGUGGUCACCGGAAAUGUUGUUGCGCAGUAACAGAAAAAACGUUCGAUGAAUUGAAAUCUGAUCGCAGCUACAUUCAUGUUCCCGUGUGCAAAAAAUGUUUGUCGUGGAAUUGUGGUUAUUAAGUUGGCUCUUUUUUUAUUAUCUUCGAAUUGUGGUUAUUCGGUUGGCUCGUUUUCCCUUGUCGAGCGGUCGCGGUAACUGCCACUCAGUCACACCAAAUACUUGUACGGCAGCCUUAUAUCGUUGAAUAAAGUUGCACAUGUAAG